This is a messenger RNA of Vigna unguiculata (cowpea), 1446 nucleotides long. It is a transcript of the gene KCO1, whose product is annotated as Outward rectifying potassium channel protein. Gene Ontology annotation, cellular component: plant-type vacuole membrane; plasma membrane. Lineage: Eukaryota; Viridiplantae; Streptophyta; Magnoliopsida; Fabales; Fabaceae. Gene Ontology annotation, biological process: potassium ion transmembrane transport; stabilization of membrane potential. The record is from RefSeq and is a predicted model, not a curated record. Gene Ontology annotation, molecular function: potassium ion leak channel activity; outward rectifier potassium channel activity.
CAAAAUACAGUUGACGAAAACUACCGCGUGGACCACAUACAUGGGACUUUUUUGUUCUGUCCCUUUUGAAAACAAACACACAACUACUAAAUAAAUAAACCGGAUAUUAUCUUGCGCAAAUUGGUUUAUGAAUAAUAUUAAAUAUGUCAGAUGGGAUCCACUUUCACUGAAUCGGAAGCUUUCAGAAGCCUUUGUCCUCCAGCAACAGUAAACCACUUCAAAGCUGAAUCAGUUCCAACAUCAUGACCAACAAUAAUGUAAAGGAGCCCUUGCUGUCAUCACUGAAUGAGACUCAAAAGGCUAAACGGCUGUUAAACAAGAGAAGGUUACACCGCUCUAGGAGUGCUCCUAACACAGAUCUUGUUCCUUCUGAGACACAAUGCAAAGAAUCAACUCCUCCAACUACGUCCAUAUUUCAGAAUUUGCAUCCAAAUCACAAAAGAGUUGCUAUCUACCUUGCAGUAUAUUUAUGUGUAGGUGCUUUAAUCUUCUUCCUUGUGAGGGACCAGAUCAAGGGGACGAAAACAGAUGGAGUUCUUGAUGCUUUGUACUUCACAAUUGUUACAAUGACCACUGUUGGAUAUGGAGACCUUGUGCCAGAUAGCCACCUAACAAAACUACUUGCGUGUGCCUUUGUUUUUUCUGGUAUGGCAUUGAUCGGACUCACUGUAAGCAAAGCAGCAGAUUACUUAGUUGAGAAACAGGAACUUUUGCUGGUUAAAGCUAUGCACCAAAAAGUUGGUUCAACUAGAAUAUUAAGGGAGCUUGAGACCAAUAAAACAAGAUACAAACUUUUUGUAGUCUUUUUCCUCCUUUUGGUGCUCUUCACUGCAGGGAUAGUUUUUCUGGUGACUGUUGAGAAACUGGAUGUUAUUGAUGCAUUCUACUGUGUUUGUUCUACCAUUACAACCCUUGGUUAUGGGGACAAAAGUUUCUCAACUCAAGCAGGAAGAAUAUUUGCUGUGUUUUGGAUAUUGACAGGUACUAUUACUUUAGCUCAGUUUUUUCUCUACGUUGCUGAGCUAAACACUGAAAUCAGACAAAAGGAGCUUGUGAAGUGGGUGCUUACAAGGAAAGUGACCAAUUUGGAUUUGGAGGCUGCUGAUCUUGAUGAGGAUGGAACUGUUGGGGCUGCUGAAUUUGUUAUUUAUAAGCUGAAAGAGAUGGGGAAGAUUAGUCAAGAAGAUAUAUCACUUGUGAUGCAGGAGUUUGAACAGCUAGAUGUUGAUGAUUCUGGUACACUGUCAACUUCGGAUAUAACAUUGGCUCAGUCAUCUUAGACUAACACAUUACAUCUUGGUACAGAGUGAUACUAUUUUUUUUCUUACUUCAAAUUGUUCACCACUUAGUCACCGAGCUGCUUAUACAUAUAAUGUAAUCAUUCAUAUAUAUGUAUAUUAAAUGCUUAAUUUUCUGUUCAAUAUAAGCUUGAAACUUUACACUUCA